This is a messenger RNA of Staurois parvus, 359 nucleotides long. The record is from the annotation of a GenBank genome assembly. Lineage: Eukaryota; Metazoa; Chordata; Amphibia; Anura; Ranidae.
AUGCAGACUGCUUCUACAAACAUUUUUGAAAGAAUUGGUCUCUCUCAAGAGCUCAGUGAAAUCAAGCGUGGUACCGUGCUAGGUUGCCACCUGUGCAAUAAGUCCAUCUGUGAAAUUUCCUUGCUACUAAACAUUCCACGGUCAACUGUUAGUGGUAUUAUAACAAAGUGGAAGCAACUGGGAACAACAGCAAUUUAGCCACAAUGUGAGCUGGGUCAGCGCAUGCUGAAGCGCACAGUGCACAGAAGUUGCAAACUGUCUGCAGAGUCAAUAGCUAAAGACCACCAAACUGCAUGUGGCCUUCACAUUAGCACAACAAUAGUGCAUAGAGAGCUUCAUGGGAUGGGUUUCCAUGGCCA